GCCCAAGCACGACACCCUUAUCGUAACUCGGCCAGCAAAAUGUCCUCCGGUGCAGUAAGUCUCGUUUUACCGCGGCCAGGUGCUGAAACCACAUUGCCACCAAAAACCAUUGCCGGGCCCCCGGAAGAAUCCUUCACAUCGACAUUUGGCGCCCUCCUUCCGCCAGCUCGAUAUCUCAGCACGGACAAUGGAAAAGCGGCAUACUACUCCAUGCCGCCGUCACCGCCACCCACGCCAGACACGCAAUCACCAGACACAAAGUCGCCAGAGCGAGUGCUCUUUAUUCACGGCGUGCAAACCCCCGCCCUGGGCAUGCUCCCACUAGCUCGGCAGCUGCAUUCCUCGUUUCCCACAGCGCACUUUGUGCUGCUUGAUCUCUGGGGCCACGGCCUCAGCGACACACCAGUUGCACCUCACACAGCCAGCCUGUUCCACGGGUUAAUCGACGCGCUACUCGACCAUCUGCAAUGGCCCUCAGCACACAUGGUCGGCUUCUCGUUUGGCGCCUCGUUGACGGCGGGCUACGUCGCAUUGCGCGCCACACGUGUGCAAAGCUACACAUUGGUUGCGCCGGCGGGGCUCAUCAAGUCUGCAUCCUUCUCGGCAGCCGAGCAAGCGCACCUGCAGCCUGGCAGCGACGAGGCGGCGGCGCAGAAAUGGGUACUUGAAUUCCUCGAAGGCGGAGACCUUCUCGUGCCGGCAGACUGGGAAGAAAGAGUCGCGCGGGGCGAGGUGGUGGCUGAAGCCGUGAGAAAGUGGCAGAUGGACAAGCACCCGGCACACACGGCAUCGGUAGUAGGUAUAUUCCGCGACGGCGGUGUGCUGGAUAAUCAGCAGCGAUUCGAGGCAGCGAUUGCGACGGGGGUGCCGGCCAUGGUGGUGCAGGGUGAGAAGGACGACCUGUGCACCCCAGGCGAGCUAGUGCAAUUGGGCUUCCAGCACGUCUUUGUGGUUCCAGACGUCGGCCACGCGGUGGUAAGGGAAAGAGUACCGGAAGUGGCGGAAUACGGAGGUGACUGUCAAAAGUUCUUGCUGACAGGGGUGCAUUGA
Messenger RNA from Exserohilum turcica Et28A, 1050 nucleotides. RefSeq lists its product as uncharacterized. NCBI's taxonomy places the organism in Eukaryota, Fungi, Ascomycota, Dothideomycetes, Pleosporales, Pleosporaceae. The record is from RefSeq and is a predicted model, not a curated record. The transcript has a single exon. Bases 40 to 1050 code for a protein of 336 amino acids.